AGCUUCGCUGUGUGUGCUCGUGUAUUUAUUAUUAUUCACAUUUCGCUUUCUGCGUGUCCCACAGUCUAUUUGUCGUCCGCCCGUAGAGAGGAGCGCCACCAAACUACAGCGUCGCCGCACCGUGCGGAGCAUUUAUUACUAUUAUUAUUUUCCUUCUGCGCUUGUUCGCCUCUAAACCGCCGCUUCCCAUUUACUUUCACAUUCAUUGCUAUUCUUUGCAUCGACCUCCCCCCCAAAAAAAACGCACAGCCCAUUUGGACACAUUAGCUAGCCAACCUCAACCGACUGUUAUUCGCCCAUCCUUUCCUUCGUCUCUUCACUUUCUUUGUGUGUUCUCCCUCCUCAUACGUAGCUGCAUCUCCUGAUGCAUUUGUAUUUGGUGUAUUGUGUAUCCUUUUCCGUUGCUGUUCGGCUUGACGUGGCGCUCUCUUUCUUCCUAUAUAUAUAUAUUUGCACCACUUACACACACGGAUAGAAAUGACGUCGGCUGCCGCAAAGCGAGAGGAGAUUCAGCUGAAACUCCAGCUGCUGCGGGAGAGGCGGGAGCGCGAGCAGGCCGCCUUUGACGCGCUCGCCGCGGCGCACCCGGCGCUGUCCGCGACAGAGAUCGCGGCACUGGCGCAUCAGCAAGCUGAGGAGGCGGCGCCGCGGUGUCUUGUGGUGGACGGCAAAGAAAUCAGCAUCGGCGACACGGUGACGGUGAAGGACGAUGUUCACCUGCUACACCGCGCCGAUCGUGGCUACUUUGGGCCGGAUGUGCUGAAGCCGAUUUACUGCGGUGAGCGCGCGGAGGUGGUGCGGGUGAUAGAGUCGUUUCAAGGGAAGCCGGCCAUGGAGCUGCGCUUCGCCGACGGCGUGGCGAAGGUGUUCUUUACGGAGUGCAUCGAGACGGACGCCGGGAACGGUGGUCGGGCCGGUGGUGCCACCGCCGCCGCCACACGCACGGCGAACGCCAGCCACGUCGACCCUGCUGAGGUCCCUGUUUUUGUGCCGCCCACGACGGCGGCGCAGCCUUCGCCUAAGGCAGAGACGCUGCCGGGCUGGAGCCAACUUUCGAUGCCCCACCGCAAACCCGCCGACGGAGGCGCCUGCACCGCGGCGUGGCCUGUGGCACUGCCCCCACCACCUCCACCCACAGUAGCCGCCAUACGCACCGGCCAGCCCACGACCGGCGUUGCGAAGGCGAAGAACGACGCGUCAGCUGGUGCUGCUGCUGCGGCGGCGGCGCCCCGACAAAUGCCCCAAAUGAACGCGGCUCGUGGUAAAGCAUCACAGCCAACCGCACCAGCCGUUGCGGCCGCCGCCACCGGGAAGGGAGCGCCAGCGAAAGCCCGUCAAACGUUGCCCUCCGCCGCACGAGAAGCUGCAGCUCCCACUGCGCCUUCGUCGUCGUCGCUGUCUGCAGCUCCCGUUGCGAAUCCUCCCUCUGCGGCCGCCGCUUCCGCCGCGCGUAACGACGACGAUGACAUCGGUGGCCUUCGCUCCUCUUCAUUGCAGGUUGAAAAGGGGGGUGUGCCACAAGCCGCAGCGUCAACCAAGGCGGCAGACGAAGGAGAGCAAGAGAGAGAGGACGUGGUCAAUGCCACAGACCACCAGCUGCCCCGGGCGUGUGCGACGACGUACCAGGCCAAGUACGAAUUGCAAGACGGCACCUCACGCAUUCCACGACACCCGUCAAUCUCUACCCCAACCUCCGGCACGCGGACGUGCUGGGUGUGCGGCCUCGUCGCGGCAGACGCACCGCUGUCAGAGCCGGUGCGGGUAGCCUUCCAAUCACAGUGCACCACGAUGUUCUCCCUCUUCGCCGUCCUGACCCGCAAGCUGCAGUGGGACAAGCAGCAGCGCACGGCGUCGCGCCUCUUCACAGAGCAGGGCAAAGAAGUGAAGACGGCCAGCGCGGUGCAAGAUGGGAUGCGACUGGUGGCCACAGCCGGCUGCGCAUAUCAACCCGGGCCGGAUGCAGAUGCGUUCCGCUCCGUACCGGAGGCUCGUCCUUCUCUGGAUGUCCCACCCCGCUCGACCGCCUCUGCGAAGAAGUCCCAGGCACCUGCAGCGUCCUCCCCACCGAAGAAUACGCCGACGACUCCCCAGCGCCGUUCCGCACCGACCGCCGCCGCCGCUGCCAGCCCAAAGCAAAAGUCAGCUCCGUUGUCGCUGUCGGCUGCGUCGGCGCCCAACAAACCGAGGCACAUCCGCGUCUACGAGAACGGCCUCUACGACGACAACAUCUACCGCACCGUGACGGUACGUCCGACCUACAGGACGCUCGUCGCACUGAAGACAACCAUCACCCGCGAGCUGCAGUGGCGCGAUGGGAAGAAGGUGGAUCUCCUCUUUGACGCGUGCGGGGCGGAGAUUAGCGACCUCAACGAAAUCAGCGACGGCGAUGUCGUGGUGGCGUCGGCGGGGGACCGAUUUGUCAUACCGUUCCCGAACACGCCGAUGCACUUGGAGGCGAUGAAGCUGUCGGAGCGACUCGACCCUUCGCGAAGGUGCUAG
Molecule: messenger RNA, 2499 nt
Organism: Leptomonas pyrrhocoris
Lineage: Eukaryota; Euglenozoa; Kinetoplastea; Trypanosomatida; Trypanosomatidae
Exons: 1
Coding region: 478-2499 (673 amino acids)
Biological process (GO): intracellular signal transduction
Source: RefSeq, a predicted model, not a curated record